Messenger RNA from Nakaseomyces glabratus, 2721 nucleotides. RefSeq names its product Cbf2p (gene CBF2). Gene Ontology annotation, molecular function: DNA binding. The record is from RefSeq and is a predicted model, not a curated record. NCBI's taxonomy places the organism in Eukaryota, Fungi, Ascomycota, Saccharomycetes, Saccharomycetales, Saccharomycetaceae.
AUGAUCUCCAAGGACAAUGAGAUUCGGAAACUCAUGGAGUCAGUUGCUCCAAUCAAGGUGCAUCAAUACAAGUCAUACUACAUGAAAUACAUAGAAUGGUGUGAACAAAAAGAGCUAUUAAGUUUUGAGAGCAAUUCAAGUAUACCAUAUGAGAACGUACCGUUGCUUCCACAACUGGUACACUUAUUUCUGCUAGAAUGUGUGAUCAAAUGGCCUAUUGUGGCAUCAGAUGUCAAUGAAUUACAGAUAUAUAUCGAGUCAUUUCGAUUUCUCAAGAAACUGUGUGAUAUUCACUCUGAAGUGGAUCCAAACUCUGAAUUUGAUGAUUACAUUACAGAUGUGUUAGAAUUGCAUAGAAGAUGGGACUCUUUAUUAAAGGACGAAUCACAAUCAUCUCAACUAAAUAAGAUGGCAACCUUAUCUAUAAACAUGUGGAAUUCAAAUACACAAGAACUCUCAGAUAAAUAUUUCAAAACUAGUAUGGAGAAGCUUCGAUUUCUUACAGACUAUCACUUCUAUACACUUCUCAAUUGGCCAUACAAGGAACGGUCCAAAUUAAAACUAUCACAUCUAAAAGUGCAUAAUGUUGAAAACGAUGAAAACUCUUUAAAUGCGUAUAGAUUAAUUAUCAUAAAUGAUGACGGUGCUGUUCAGGGAACUGUGAUACCACACGAUUGUCCAUUAAUAUGCCCCAUAACAACAUUAGCGGCUUAUUUGUACCUUCGAUUUUAUGGUGUGAAACCCAUCUAUAGAGGAGACGGAUUUCCUGAACUGACUAAGGAUUUUGACCUACCGCUCAUUCGAGGAAAGUCUUUAAAGGACUAUCCUCGUGAAGAGACGUUAGGGAAUUAUUACUCAAGUGCCUUUAAGUAUUGCUCUUUGGAAUACAAACGAAGGGUCUACCUUCAUGGAAGCAGUGAUGAAAAAAAUGGGGUCAAGAAUAUAAGGUAUCCUGAUACCUCCAACCCGGCAUAUAAAGAAUUUCUAACAGACUACCCCAAUAAUGAGGAAAUGAAAUUUGAUCGACUGUUCCCUGCACAUAUACCUCUUGACUACGAAAGAAUUUUUAACUAUUCUAACUAUGAUGGAGUACAAGAUGGGUUAACGAUACCUGAAAUCACGGAAUUACCCCCCAAUGAUCUCUUAGUACAGGUAUUUCCUGAGAUAGAAAAGUACAAAAGGGAGAGUUAUAACAUAUUAACAACUAAAUCGAAAGAGUUCUUAAAAGUGCUUGAAGUUCUUAGGAAUGUCUUAGUUAUAAAUUUGCCAUGGAUUUACAGAUAUUUUCCUGAUCACGAAAUCUUUAGUGACCAAACAAGCAUAUUCCAGAAUUCCGAUUUUGUAUCAUACUUUAAUGAACGUAUCGCACUAAUUUCUAAUAAUGAUUCUACUAUCGAUAUCAACUCGAUACCACCACCGCUAAGAAACAUUCCAGGUUAUCAUACAGGCCUGAUAGAAAAUAAUAUUAUGUUGCAAUAUUUAGUGGAGCCAAAUUUCAAAGCUGGUGUUAAAUCUGACUCAAUACCAUCAGUACACGAUAGUAUUUAUAAUAUCCCCGUGACAGGAAAUGAAGGCCAAAGCAGUUCUGUUGCUCUGGCACCACCUAUUACUAAUAAUAGUGGUUGGAAAAAGGAAGCUUUCAAAUUAGUCCAAUUUCAGACUUUAUCAAAUUUCAAUCCAAUGAUUGACACUUUCAAAAAAGUUUUUGAAAAGUUAGACAUGAAAAGAUCUACCAGAGAAUUCAUAAUCAAUAAGUUUGAAACACUGACAAAAUAUGUCAACGCAAGACUUAAUUCCGUUACAUCUGAAGAAAUCACUAGUUAUUUUGACGAUAUACUUGAAAAGAAAAAUGGUUUACGGUACAUCAAUAAAGAGUCGAAUAGUGUAGAUAAACAAAUAUCUGGUAGGGAUGUAGUUGACAAUUUGAAACGCAAAAAGCAAAAACAGAAAAGGAGAUUCAAACUACUGUCUGUUGAUGAUUCAUCAUCUGGAACUGACGAUGCUAAUGAAGAUUCAGUUAAUGACUCUAGUACUGAAAGUGAUAGUUCGACAGAUGAUUUGCAUGAGGAAGAAAAUGCGAUGCAAGAACAAAUUAGCUCUAUGAUAGAUGAACUUGUUACCAAAAAAUUAUCUACCCUUUUUGAUGUGAAAUUUGAACAGAUGGAAAUGAAGUUAGAAAGCUUAGUUAAAAAUACCGUCUCAGAAAAAUUCAACCACUAUAUAGCUCAAGAGAGUAAAAAACGUAGUUACGAAGGUGACUUUGAAAUAGACAAUACCAAGAAGAUCAGAAAGAGUAUUGAUGAUGGUAUCAAAGAAAAAUUCAAUGACAAAGUUAAUACCUCUAGCACAGGUGCCGAAGAAGAACAUUUUGUUUUCCGAAUGGCAGACACCCUCGAUAGUAUUGAUGAGAUUAUACAAGAAUGGUAUACGCCAGAUCCAAAACAAGGUAACAUGUGUGUCCAUUCUAUGAACAAAAAAUACAAAUCCAAGUGGAGAACAGGUUUCGAGAAAAUAUACAGGGAAAGGAAGCCAAUAGUUGAUUUCUUUAUCUAUUUAGUGAACAUGGAAAAAUUAUCCAGAUCCAAGGCUCUGUCUAUAUGCUGGGAACUUAAAUCUCAGAAUAAUUUUACAGUAAGCGAAUUAUCAGCAUACCUAAAAUCGUGGAAAGAAAAGAAUAACUCUACAUUUGUAGGUCUAUUGAAUCAGAUACAGCACACCUAA